AUGCGCAAGGAGUUCUUGCGAGAGACGAAGCUUCUGUUCAGCAUGUCUCACCUCAACGUCGUUCGCCUUGUCGGCGCCAUCCUGUCGGACGAGCAUGGAGACCCUUGCGAGCAAGAGGCUCGAGGGCGUGCGGUGAUCCAAGGGCUGGCGAACGGGCUUGCGUACCUGCAUUUGCUCGGCAUGGUACACGGAGACUUGCAGCCGAAAAAUGUGAUGGUUGAGGCUGACGACAUGGCGAAGCUCGUGGGGUUUGAGCUCCACAAGACAAGGCAGCUGAUCGCGAGGGCGACAGGGUCGGUGAAGCAAGGAGACUUGUGCUGGAUGUCCCCAAAGCAAAGGACGGGAGGGACUGCGAGCUUUGCGUCGGAUGUGUACUCCCUCGGUCUUGUCAUGAUGUAUGUGAUG
Guillardia theta CCMP2712 is the source of this 405-nucleotide messenger RNA. RefSeq lists its product as hypothetical. NCBI's taxonomy places the organism in Eukaryota, Cryptophyceae, Pyrenomonadales, Geminigeraceae. The annotation marks the transcript as partial. The record is from RefSeq and is a predicted model, not a curated record. The transcript has 2 exons. Gene Ontology annotation, biological process: protein phosphorylation. Gene Ontology annotation, molecular function: protein kinase activity; ATP binding.